UAUCCACCCAUGUCUGGGGAAUGUGUGCCAAGCAUCUGAAGUGCCCGUCAUGGACAGGGGGCAGCACGAAGGUGGGUCGUUUCAUGGAAUGGAUAUCAAUACUUAAGUUUCCUACCUCCCUCGCACAGUUUCGUUAUUUUCGUAUCCCCUCCAUCCGCUUACACCCACCUUUCCCCUCUAACAGAACAGUAUUGUCACUUCCUAUCGAUGGAUACUCAAGACAAGAUGGAGCAACAAACCUCUCCUCCGCAUCCGCAAAGCUCGGACAACUCGUCCAGCUCCUUGGACAAGCAGGUUCAGCCUACCAAUACCCAGCAUCUUGAAGCCAUCCGCACCGUGUCGAGAAUUCCAGGAAACGAUCACUAUUACGAGAAAGAUGGAUUGAGGACGUAUGGAGAUAAUGAGGACCAUGAGCACGAGCCAGCAAUGACCUUCAAUCGCUUUAUGUCCUUGACGGCAAUGGCUUUCUUGUGGACUGGCUCCCAGAUUCCUGUUUACCUCUUCGGUGAGAUCACCAGCCCUGUCAGAUGAUCCCUCCGGCUGACAAGAGCAGGCGGUAUUCCCCCAUAUAUCUACGCAGACAUUGGAGGAACUGAUCGAUGGGUAUGGUUUGUACUUGCAAAUUUACU
Hyaloscypha bicolor E is the source of this 629-nucleotide messenger RNA. RefSeq lists its product as uncharacterized. The transcript is spliced from 2 exons. NCBI's taxonomy places the organism in Eukaryota, Fungi, Ascomycota, Leotiomycetes, Helotiales, Hyaloscyphaceae. The record is from RefSeq and is a predicted model, not a curated record. The coding region runs from base 208 to 531 and encodes 107 amino acids.